Messenger RNA from Leptinotarsa decemlineata (Colorado potato beetle), 978 nucleotides. RefSeq names its product metabotropic glutamate receptor-like. The record is from RefSeq and is a predicted model, not a curated record. NCBI's taxonomy places the organism in Eukaryota, Metazoa, Arthropoda, Insecta, Coleoptera, Chrysomelidae.
AAAGUGGGAAAAUGGUUCAAUGAGCUGGAGCUUGACUCUGAAUUCUUGGUAUUCGAUCAUAAUGUCACUGUUACGCCGACGUCUGCUUGCUCUCUACCUUGUGAAGUAGGAAUGAUAAAGAAACAGCAAGGUGACACAUGCUGCUGGAUUUGUGACAAAUGCGAAGAGUGGGAAUACGUCUACGAUGAAUUCACAUGCAAAGAUUGCGAUCCAGGAUACUGGCCAUUUUCCGACAAAUUAUCGUGUUAUGCGCUUGAACUGCAAUACAUGCGAUGGAACACCCCUUACGCCUUUGUUCCUGCCGCAUUCUCUUGUCUGGGAAUCUUAGUCACAUUCGCCAUUAUCAUCCUAUUUAUCAAACAUAAUGAUACUCCAUUAGUUAGGGCAUCCGGCCGAGAACUCAGUUACAUGCUAUUAUUCGGAAUACUCCUCUGCUACUUGAAUACUUUUGCUCUCCUCGCCAAACCGACCACCGAAAUUUGUAUAACGCAAAGAUUCGGAAUCGGCGUCGGAUUUUCAAUAAUAUACGGAGCUCUCCUCACCAAAACCAAUAGAAUAUCUCGGAUAUUCGAUUCCGCUUCCAAAUCAGCUCAAAGACCGAGCUACAUCAGUCCGAAAUCCCAGGUGAUCAUCACUUGCUCUCUCAUAGCCGUUCAAGUUAUACUUACGCUGGUGUGGAUGAUAGUUGAACCACCGGGCACGAGAUUCCACUACCCUACCAGGAAUCAGGUUAUCCUCAAAUGCAAAAUACAAGAUAUGUCGUUCCUAUUCAGUCAGCUGUACAAUAUGGUCCUCAUUACUACGUGCACUAUAUACGCUGUCAAAACACGCAAAAUACCAGAGAACUUCAAUGAAUCCAAGUUCAUCGGUUUCACCAUGUACACUACAUGUAUUAUAUGGCUUGCAUUCAUCCCAAUUUACUUCGGAACCGGAAAUGCGUACGAGGGUUAUCAUCUGCUCAUAGUGACUGCAGUUUGA